This is a messenger RNA of Prosopis cineraria, 6421 nucleotides long. Its product is annotated as TMV resistance protein N-like. The record is from RefSeq and is a predicted model, not a curated record. The coding region runs from base 196 to 3483 and encodes 1095 amino acids. Gene Ontology annotation, molecular function: ADP binding. Gene Ontology annotation, biological process: defense response; signal transduction. The transcript has 6 exons. Lineage: Eukaryota; Viridiplantae; Streptophyta; Magnoliopsida; Fabales; Fabaceae.
AGCAUAUGCAAAGGGAAAGAACCAACUCAUUCUGAAAUUUUACUCGCUUCCCAGAAAUUUAUUUGUGGAGGUUCAAAGGCGUGCUCUGCAUUUUGCUGAUUCAUCGCUUUCGUGUAAAUUUCUCUCCCAGGUUUGAGUAUUCACAUCCCAAUACCUUGCUAGCAUUUUGUGAUUAUUGCAGCAUUGGCGAUUCACAUGGCAGCACCAUCAUCGGUUGGCUUCGCCGGCAAACCCAAGUACAGAUAUGAUGUUUUUCUAAGUUUCAGAGGCGAAGAUACUCGCCACUCCUUCACUGUGCAUCUCUACGAUGCUUUACGCCGGAAGGGAGUCAACGCCUUCAUAGACGACAAGAAGCUUGGGAAAGGGGAGCGGAUCUCACCAGCGCUUCUUAAAGCCAUUGAGAAAUCGAGGAUUUCGAUUAUUGUGUUCUCUAAGAACUAUGCUACUUCCACAUGGUGCCUCGACGAACUCUCCCACAUCAUUCAGUGUAAGAAGGAGAAGAAACAGAUGGUCAUGCCAAUAUUUUAUAAUGUGGAUCCGUUGGAUGUUCAAUUUCAGAGAAAUAGCUUUGGAGAAGCCAUGGCUGCUCUGGAAGAUAGGUUCAGAGAGGACUUGGAGAAAGUGCAAAAAUGGAGGUCUGCUUUGUCUGAAGCUGCUAGUUUGUCAUCAGCAUGGCUUUUGGAAGAAGAAUAUGAAUGUGGGUUCAUUGAAAAGAUUGUUGAAGACGCAUUUGCUAUGUUACCUCCUAAACGUUUGCAUAGCCGUGAGUGCAUGGUCGGACUUGAGCCUCGCAUAGAAAGGUUGAAGUCUCUUUUGGAUCAUUCUAAUAAUGGCGUCUGUAUGGUGGGGAUUUAUGGAACCGGUGGAAUUGGAAAAACAACCCUUGCAAAGGCUUUGUAUAAUUCAAUUUUCUACCAAUUUGAAGGUGCAUGUUUUUUGUUUGAUGUUAGAGAAGCAUCAAAGAAAUACCAGGGCAUUGUUCAUCUUCAACAGGCACUUAUAUCAGAGAUUCUUGAGGAAAAGAAGACAAAGUUUAGCAGUGUUGAUGAAGGAAUAUCUAGAAUAAAACACAGACUCUCUCACAAAAGAGUUCUGUUGGUUCUUGAUGAUGUUGAUGAGGUUGAACAGUUAGAAAAACUAGCAGGGGGGUGUGAUUGGUUUGGUUGUGGCAGCAAGGUCAUCAUAACAACAAGAAAUAAGCAGUUGCUAAUUGUGCAUAAUGUUGAAAAAACAUAUGAAAUGAAGAAGCUAGAUGAUCAUGACUCUCUUGAACUGUUUUGUUGGCAUGCAUUCCAUUUGAUCCAGCCUCCAAAAGGCUAUGAAAAUAUGUCCAAACGUGUGAUAAGUUAUGCAAAUGGCCUUCCAUUGGCUUUAAAAUUAGUAGGCUCCAAUUUGGCACAUAAGAAUUUAGAGGAAUGGAGGUCUACGCUAGAACAAUAUGAGAGGAUCAUGGAAAGAACAAUUCUAGACAUACUAAAGAUAAGCUAUGAUUGCUUGCAAGAUGGUGCAAAGCGUAUUUUUCUAGAUAUUGCUUGUUUCUUUAAAGAGGAGGCAUUGGAAACUGUUGAAGAAAAACUAGCAGCUUAUGAUUUUGGUGCAAGGUUUUACAUUGAAAUUCUUGUUGACAAAUCUCUUGUAACUGUUGCUGAUAGUGGUAACCUGGGUAUGCAUGAUCUAAUACAGCAAAUGGGUAGGGAGAUUGUUAGGCAGGAGGCCCCAUCAAAUCCUUGUAAACGCAGUAGAUUAUGGCAUUGCAAAGAUGUUCUCGAAGUAUUGCGUGAAAAUCUAGGAAGCAGUAAUAUUGAAGGAAUAAUGCUUGAUCCGCCUCAACAAGAAGAAGUGGAGUGGAGUGGUAUGGCUUUUGAGAAGAUGAGUAAUCUUAGGAUUCUUGUGGUUCGGAAUUCCCAAUUUUCAACCAGCCCAAAGUAUUUUCCAAGUAGUUUAAGAUUGCUUGAUUGGGCGGGAUAUCCUUCUACAACUUUGCCACCAGAUUUUUCUCCUAAAAAACUAGUUUUCAUCAAAUUAUCUGGUAGACUUUUCAGACUGGAAGAGUCAUUCAAGAGAUUUGAAUGUGUAACGUAUAUGAAUUUCUCACACUGUAAAUUCAUAACUGAAGUACCUGAUAUGUCUCAAUUUCAAAAUUUAAGAAGAUUGUUGUUCAAAAGGUGUCGCAAUCUAAUCAAAGUUCAUGACUCAGUUGGAUCUCUGUCUAAGCUGGUUGAAUUAAAUCUUAGUAGAUGCACCAAUCUUACAAGCUUUCCACAUGAAAUCAAGAUGGCAUCUCUUCAAAAGCUUCAUCUCAGCUAUUGCAUGAGUCUUGACCGCUUCCCACAUAUAGUGGGAAAGAUGGAUGCACUGAGGACAAUUUAUGCAGAAGACACUGCAAUUAAAGAGCUCCCACCUUCCAUUGGAAAUCUUCCGAGGCUUGAAUCUUUAGUUAUAAGCUCCCACAAAAGUCUUAGGGAGCUUCCAAGCAGCUUAUUUAAGUUGCAAAACCUUAGUUGGCUUAAUUUAAGAGGUAUUCAACCUCCGAGCAGAAAAUCUUUGAAGAAAUCAUUACAAGAGGACCAACCAGUUGUUAGCUGCUCAAACUUGACGAUGUUGAAUCUCGAAAAUUGUUGCCUACUGCUUGAAGAUCUUCACCUAGCUCUAAAUUGUUUUUGGAAUGUGAAAGAGUUAAUUUUAUCAGGGAGUGAUUUUGUGUCCCUUCCUGAGUGCAUUAAAGAGUGUGCUAAUCUGCGGAAUCUAGUAUUGAAUAACUGCAAGAGGCUAAGAGACAUACCAGAGUUGCCAUCAAAAUUGGAAAAUAUAGAGGCUGAGAAUUGCAUAUCAUUAUCUACAGGGUCAUUAAGCCAUUUAUGGUCUCAGGCGAGAAAGGAGUUCCAUCACUUGAACAUUACUAUGCCACCGACAACAUUUCCUGAUUGGUUCAACAUAUUCUGUAAAGGAGGGACAUUGUCUUUUCGUGCUCAUGGGAAUUUCCCUCAUGCUGCCUUUGCUUUUGAGUUGGGCAAAGCAAACUCGAGUGAGAAACACUUUGUCCAUGUUUCCGUGAGCAUCAAUGGUCGUAAAACACAAAGGAGACAAAAUGCUGCAAAUUAUGGAACUAGGGAAGGUCAUCUGUUUUUAUUUGAUCUAAAAAUGGCUUUUGAGCCAGAAGAGUGGGAGAGGCUUGAUAGUUUUCUGGAACUGGAUUGGAAUGAUGUGGAAAUAGAAGUCCUAUGUUUAACUCCCCACAAGAAAAAACAAGUCAUAAAGUUAACACCAGAAAUGCCCAUAGUUAGCUGUGGAGUAUAUGUGUACAAACAGCAAACAAACAUGGAGAAUGUCCUUUUCCAGUCAGCUAUGCUUUCCAUGAAUUCUCCUUCAACUUCACUGAAACGAAGAGCAACUGCUUCUCCUCCUAAUGAACAGCCCAUAAAGAUCUUGAGAAAAUUCAAGGCUGUUAAUAAAGGAAACUCAACAACACAAAGAAUGGGAUAAGGUCCAGGAGAAUUAAACAACACCAAAUUUUUCGUUUGUGUAACAGAAGAAAGAUGGUUUUUCCAAUAGGUAGGCAUGCUUGGUUGUAAAUUUAAUGAGACGAAUUGUUUAUUUUUCUGAUGUGCAUUGUCAUUUGUGAAUUGGAAAUAUCUGUUUAUGAAGGAAAGAAUGUCAUGUCAUCACACCUUGGUGGCUUUAUGCUUUAUCUGAAACCAAAAGUGUACGGGUUCGGUAAUGGUAAAUCUUAUGUUUCAUGUCCCAGAGACAAUUAUUAAAGAAACUAGUUAGAAUUUUUGAAAUAAUUGGGUCAAUUUAUUUACCCAUACUAGCCUGUAAUUUUUUAAAAAUAAUGAGACUCUAAUAUUAUUACUUAACUAUUGACACAUAAAGUUACAGAUUAGAGCCUGUAGAUGAGGUGGAGAUUGAAGAUUGCUAAAUAUUAUCUUAUAGCUAUCCUUCUGAACUGUAAGAAACUUUCCAAACAUUAAUGCGCAUCUCAAUGCCAUCAUUGACACCCCUGCAAAUGGCAUCAUUUCUAAAGCACCAAGUAGUGUACAAAAUAUUACAGAUAUGAGAGGAAAUCUCAAGUUCGAAACCAUUAAGGAUUAGUAAGCCAUUGUGCAAUAUCUUCAGUGAGCCAAAUCUGUUUCAAGACCCAAAGAUAAACCAAUCCACACUGCCAAAAAAAAAUAAAUAAAUAAAUCAAAGAUGCUCUCUGGAUUUGCACGGAUCGUUGCAAAAUCCACAGACUAUAGUUAGCCGCAGGUGAUGAUCCUUUAAUGUUUUAGUUAGGGGCAGAGCAGUUUUAAGAACUUUCCACAUGAAUAAUUGAAUUCUAUACAGCAUAUGCAGAGGCCAAAUCUUCCCCGACCUGCUACCAAAUAAACUCUCGCCUGCUGUUUUGCUGUGCCAAAUGAGUUGAUCCUUCUGACGAGAAUGGAAUCCUUAAAAUGGAAUCUACUGCAUUGCUUGAUUAGAUUGCAGGGCAUUCUGGUUCUAUAGGCUACUAAGGGUGUGGUUUAAUGUAACAACAAGAAGUAUUAUCCUACUAAGUGUGGUCCGUUAUAUGGUUCAAUAAUAAAAUAUUAAAUCCAUUGCCAAUUCUCCGUCCAAGCUUUUCAGUGUUAUAGUGGAUUUCCAAAUCUAGGACUUAGAUGAGUGGUUUUGAAUGUUAGCAUCCUGCUAAAAAUGAAGAUAUUUAGGUUCGAGAACCAAUUGAGAAAUCAAAUUCUCUUCAGCUGUAAAAGCAUUCACACGGAUUUAGCUAGUGGAGCUUUAUUGAAAAACUUUUGCACUUGAAACCCAAGCCACCAGUAUCCUGACCCUUACCUUGCUCCAGUAAUCUUUUUUCUAUUCUCAGUUUUAACCCCACAACGACUUCACCAUCUUUAGGUCAAUUUUGUGAUAACAUUUGAUGUAGAGAAGCCUUUGGGGAAGAACAGUGGAAUAGCCUGAAUAAGCUUCUGGAAUGGGAUUGGAAAGAUAGGGAAAUAGAAGCAAUACGUGAUUAACCAGAUUGGACCAUAGUUAAUUGUGGAUUUUGUGCGUAUUAACAAGAAACAAACAUGGAGAAUGUUCGGUUAAGUCUUAUCCUCCUCCGAAUGUGGAUCUUGUUUAGGUGACUUCAUUAUAAUCCCAUGGCUUUCUCACCUUACACACACACACACACACACAUCCUCCCAAGCCUAGGUAUAUGACUCAUUUCAUUGGUUAUACAUAUACUCACAAUGAUAAUAUGCGUUUGCAUUAUCAUUGUGACCUUGUAAUUUAUGCUUUUGAUGAAAAAAAUUAUAUAUCUUAUGUUUCGUUUGUCAAGCACAUUUAUUCUAGGGAAAAAGAGCAAAUUGACACUUAAAUUAUAGGUCUAAGAACGUUUGGGACUCAUAAGUUUAUUUUUAAUACAAUAUUUCUCAUGAACUUUUUAAAAUGGUGCAAUUUGACUUCUAUCAUUAACAAAAAUUAACUUUGACCGUUAAUUAACCAGAAAAUCACAGAAAAGGGUAUCAAAAUUACGAAAAAGGGUCCAUAAAAUUUUCUUGGUCCUUUUUUUUGUAAUUUUUGAAUCAUUGUCUGUAAUUUUUAGGUCUUUUGCUAUAACUUUUUGGUUCUUUUCUAUAAUUUUUAAAGUUUUUUUUUAUCAUUUUCUGAUCAAGUAAUGGUCAAAAUUAAAGGUCGGAUUGUAUCGUUUUUAAAAGUUGAAGGAGAAUAUUGUACUAAAAAAUGAGUUUAAGAUCUCAAAUAUUCUUUGACCUAUAGUUUAAGGACAAAUUUGCUCUUUUAGCCUUUAUGUAUAAACUUGGUAGAAUUAUUAAUGCAAUCAUCAAUCUUUUAUCCUUACAGAAACCUGUAGAAUUUGCUAUAAAUGUGAUUGUAACCUGCUGAAAAUGUUAUUUAUUUUCAUGUUUACUUGUACAAAUAUCCCACGCUUCUAAAUGGAUUUUUAAUGCUUUUUCCAAGUUAAUAAUCUUAUAACCUCUAAUUGGUUCACUUUGUGCAAUUAUGUAAAUUAAUUUUCCUAUCUGUAUAAUUGUAACUUCUGAGUUUAAAUUUUUGAAGUUUCGAAGGUCUGUAAGUAUUAAAAGCGCCAUGACCUACCUGACAAUUCUAAGUGAGUAAUAAACAUUAUCCCCAGUUUUCGUCUUUUACUUUCUCAAAAUUUCAUUUUUUUUCAUCAGUUUUAUAACAUUUAUACCUUUAUUUUAUGCAAGUUUUGGUUCUGAGCUAAUACAAUAUUUUCAUCUUUCAAGAAAUUAUAAUUUUUGAGGUCUUUCAAAAUAUUUUUUGUCCUUUAGCUUAAUAUUUCCCUAAUAUCAAUUUAAUAGUAAUCACUAACUAAUAAUGCAGCCAGCUGGUUGUUUUUUGUUUUGCUACAUCAAAUGUUGAUUUGCUUCUAUCUAAAAGUCAGGAAAACGUGGAUUCCUAAUGCCUAGAACUUGAU